CUACAGAAUGAUGAAGUUGCAUUUAGGAAAUUCAAGCUAAUUACCGAGGAUGUGCAGGGCAAAAACUGUCUGACUAACUUCCAUGGCAUGGAUCUUACCCGGGACAAAAUGUGUUCCAUGGUCAAGAAGUGGUAGACCAUGAUUGAAGCUCAUGUGGAUGUCAAGACAACUGAUGGUUAUUUGCUCCGUCUGUUCUGUGUUGGUUUCACUAAAAAACGCAACAACCAGAUACGCAAGACCUCUUAUGCACAGCACCAGCAGGUCCGCCAGAUCUGGAAGAAGAUGAUGGAAAUCAUGACCCGAGAAGUGCAGACAAAUGACUUGAAGGAAGUGGUUAAUAAACUGAUUCCAGACAGCAUUGGGAAAGACAGAGAAAAGGCUUGCCAGUCCAUUUAUCCUCUUCAUGACGUCUUCGUUAGAAAAGUAAAAAUGCUGAAGAAACCCAAGUUUGAACUGGGAAAACUCAUGGAGCUCCGUGGUGAAGGUGGUGGUUCUGGAAAAGCUACUGGUGAUGAGACAGGUGCUAAAGUUGAACGAGCUGAUGGAUAUGAACCACCAGUCCAAGAAUCUGUUUGAGAUCCAGAUUUUUAAUAGUGACAAAUAAAAGCCUUAUUUGUGAAAAA
This is a messenger RNA of Onychomys torridus (southern grasshopper mouse), 623 nucleotides long. RefSeq names its product 40S ribosomal protein S3a-like. Gene Ontology annotation, cellular component: cytosol; ribosome. Lineage: Eukaryota; Metazoa; Chordata; Mammalia; Rodentia; Cricetidae. Bases 139 to 576 code for a protein of 145 amino acids. Gene Ontology annotation, molecular function: structural constituent of ribosome. The transcript has a single exon. The record is from RefSeq and is a predicted model, not a curated record. Gene Ontology annotation, biological process: translation.